Messenger RNA from Thelazia callipaeda (thelaziosis nematode), 291 nucleotides. The record is from the annotation of a GenBank genome assembly. NCBI's taxonomy places the organism in Eukaryota, Metazoa, Nematoda, Chromadorea, Rhabditida, Thelaziidae.
AUGAAUGUGAAAAAUAUUUCUUCGAAUGUAUAUGUUGGUAAUACAUUCAGAAAUCACUUGUGCGAACAUUCUUAUUUAUCUUCAGUUUCAAAAGGUCCGUCAAAACUUGUUCACAGUGUUAUUAGAAAUUGUUCGCUAAUCAGUCAAAGAAGUCAAACUGCAUGCAACAAAUUAAGGAAAUGUACAGUACGUAAAGAUGUGGAUCUUGACAAACUACCAGCAGAUCCUGGCAGUCUUGCAGCUCUGGCAUUGCAUAUUGUGCCAGGCACAUACAUGAUCGCAUCAAAUUGA